Molecule: messenger RNA, 1936 nt
Organism: Hypoxylon fragiforme
Lineage: Eukaryota; Fungi; Ascomycota; Sordariomycetes; Xylariales; Hypoxylaceae
Product: GroES-like protein
Exons: 4
Coding region: 649-1653 (334 amino acids)
Biological process (GO): alcohol metabolic process
Molecular function (GO): zinc ion binding; alcohol dehydrogenase (NADP+) activity
Source: RefSeq, a predicted model, not a curated record
AAAAAAGUGAAAAUAUUUGAAUGAUUGAUUAUCUCAGACUUCAGCUGUGCUUACUUACCAUAAAUAAAUAUCUCAGCCUCUCAUAUGCUUACUCCAAGUCGAUAGCAACAGGUCUAUGAGUUUCCCGGCGUGAUCGCAAUAAUCUACGAAAAAGGGAACGCACGCAGAACAAAAAAGAAGCACUAGCUUUAGUCGCCUGCGUUCGAAGCGAAACUUUCCAAUGUGGGCCUUCGCCUCCUUUAAAACCCCCCAUAAUAAAUUAUCAUUUGCAGGUUGAAAGAUGUUCCACAUUGGGUCAACGACGAGGUCUAGUAAAUUAGACUAAGUGCGGUUGAAUCCGCAUGUCCACUCCCUGCUUUAACGUCAUGGAUGGGUAGUAUGCGAGAUUGGUAAGUUCGGAGUUUUCGGGGGGGCUCUAAAUACAGAAGUGUGGGAAAGAAAAUAUUUCAUCGCCGCGUCCAACAAAUCCGUGUCCUGGACCUAGAGCUCUAUAUAAAAUACCUAGGUAGGUAGUGUAGUCUAGUCCUCUUCCAAUAACAAUAUAGAAGUUUCCAUCAAUCCAUCACUACCUUGACACACACUCGAAACCUAGUCUAUUCAACCUACCGAAUCAUUCACAACUAUACAUUUAAUCAGCCAUCAGACGAUAUGAGCACCAUCACAUUCACCGUCUUCAAGGGCACCGAGUCCGGUGUCGUGAAGAAGUCUACCACAACCAAGCCCUCGGAGCUAAAGGGCGACGAUGUUCUUCUCAGAGUCACCGCGUCCGGUGUCUGCGGAACUGAUCUCCAUUACACAAAAGAGGACAUGGUCCUAGGCCACGAAGGCGUCGGCGUCGUCGAGGCAACCGGCCCGGCGUGCAAGCACCUGAAGAAGGGCGACCGAGUCGGCUGGGGCUACGAGCACGACUGCUGCGGCCACUGCCAGCAGUGCCUGCGGGGCAACGAGGUGUACUGCCCCGGGCGCGUCAUGUACGCCUACGCGGACCGGGACCAAGGCAGCUUCGCCUCCCACGCCAUCUGGAAGGAGGCCUUCCUAUUCCCGAUCCCCGAGGGCAUCUCCGACGAGGACGCCGCCCCCCUGCAGUGCGGCGGCGCCACCGUCUUCAACGCCCUGCACGCCUACAACGCCCAGCAGACCGAGACCGUCGGAAUCGUGGGCAUUGGCGGCCUUGGCCAUCUCGCCAUCCAGUUCGCCGCAAAGAUGGGCUGCCGAGUCGUCGUGCUGUCCAGCACCGAAGCUAAGCGGGCCGAGGCGAUGCGGUUGGGUGCACACGAGUUCGUCGCCACGAAGGGCGUGACCGAGCUGAAGGUAUCGCAGCAGCUGGACCGCCUGCUCGUCUGCACGUCGGCGCAGCCCAACUGGGAACAGUUCGUCCCGAUCCUGGCGCCCGGCGCAACCAUCCACCCGCUGUCCGUCGACACCGGCAACUUCUCGAUCCCCUACUACCCGCUCAUCGCGUUCGGUUUCACCGUCCAGGGAUCCGUCGUCGCCUCGAGAUAUAUCCACAAGCGCAUGUUGGAGUUCGCUGCUCUGCACAAGAUCAGGCCCGUCGUCGAGGUAUUCCCGAUGAGCGAGGCUGGCAUCAAGGAGGCGUUGGAGAAGCUGGAGUCGGGCCAGAUCUACUUCCGCGCCGUGCUAAAGCCGGAAUAAGCGGUAUACCCAACCUCUCAUCAUGUUUGGAGCGAUUAGAAUAAUUGUCCUGUAAUUGUCUGUCUGUUGGGGGUACGACAUUGCAUAUAGGUACUGGCAUGAUGGCAGUAGCGCAAACACCAUAGAGCUUGUUAUACUUUGGUCAUAUUAUAGAAGAAUGAUAUAAUAUAAGAAUGCCUACAUAUUUCAAAUUUCUCGCAGUUCUAUCAUCUCAUUUUGGUGAAGUCUUCGUGGCAAGUACUUACAUAGGUUCUUAGUAUGUCAGAGAUAGAAGGAGUAAAAC